This is a messenger RNA of Nannospalax galili (Upper Galilee mountains blind mole rat), 957 nucleotides long. Its product is annotated as olfactory receptor 2A12-like. The transcript has a single exon. The coding region runs from base 8 to 955 and encodes 315 amino acids. Gene Ontology annotation, molecular function: olfactory receptor activity; G protein-coupled receptor activity. Gene Ontology annotation, cellular component: membrane. Gene Ontology annotation, biological process: G protein-coupled receptor signaling pathway. The record is from RefSeq and is a predicted model, not a curated record. NCBI's taxonomy places the organism in Eukaryota, Metazoa, Chordata, Mammalia, Rodentia, Spalacidae.
GCUCACCAUGCAGCACCUUGGCAAAGAAAACUACAGCUCAGUGUCUGAGUUUAUCCUCCUUGGCUUCUCAAGUGAGCCACAGGUCAGAGUGGCCCUAUUUAUCUUUUUUCUCUUGCUUUACCUCAUCACCCUCCUGGACAAUGGCCUUAUCAUCACCCUGAUCUACCUAGACGCUCGCCUUCACACACCCAUGUACUUCUUUCUCAGUAUUCUCUCUUUGGUAGACAUGAGCUAUGUUACCACCACUGUGCCCCAGAUGUUGGCUAAUAUGGUGUGUCCAAGGAGAACCAUCUCCUGGGUUGCUUGCGUAGCCCAGAUGUUCAUCUUCUUGGUCCUAGGCAUUGCUGAGUGUGUUCUCUAUGCCAUUAUGGCCUACGACAGGUAUGUUGCCAUCUGCUUCCCUCUUCACUACUCCUUACUCAUGAGCCGUCUGGUUUGUGUCAAGAUGGUCACAGUCUGUUGGUCCAUUAGUAUCACUGGGGCUCUGAUCUACACUGUCUUCACCAUGUGUCUGCCCUACUGUGGUCCCUACCAGAUCAACCACUUCUUCUGUGAAGUGCCUGCUGUCCUGAAGUUGGCCUGUGCAGACACAUCCUUCAAUGACCGGUUGGACUUCAUCUUGGGGUUCAUCCUGCUUUUAGUCCCACUGUCCCUCAUCCUGGCCUCCUAUGCCCGCAUUUUUGUCUCCAUCUUAAGAAUACGCUCAUCCCAGGGGAGGCUCAAGUCCUUCUCUACAUGUGCUUCCCACAUAACUGUGGUCACCAUGUUCUACGGGCCAGCCAUGAUCAUGUACAUGAGGCCUGGCUCUUGGUAUGACCCAGAACGGGACAAGAAGCUGGCUCUGUUCUAUAAUGUCGUCUCUGCCUUCCUCAACCCCAUCAUCUACAGCCUCAGGAGCAAUGAUGUAAAGGGGGCUUUUCUAAAAGUGUUGGGAGACAGAGGGACAGCCCGGUGAUC